CCCCCCCCUCCCCGUGCCUUGAAUUGCGAUCACAAGAACUCAGAACUCCAUGGGCCAAGGAGCUGCGAAGGCGAAGCAAGGGGGUGAGGAGGCAGCGCAGAAGACGAAGAAGAAGAACGAGAAGAAAGCGCACAAAUCCGACGAUGCAGACGCGCUCAUUGAGUUCAUGAAGCAGCACUACGACGACAAAGUGAAGGGUGUAACGAGCUUCGAUGAAUUCUACCACGCCAUUUACGAGCUCAUCGAAAUGUUCUGCGAGAGCCGUGGGCAGUUGCAGUACAGGAUACCAACAAAAGAGGAGCUCAAGAAACAGUACGAGAAUGCCCACCCCUGGACCUCGGGCACCGCUAACCUGACCCAGGAGCAGUUCGAGAAGAUCGCGAUGGGGAUCGUCAACAUGAAAAGCUUCACCAUCGGCAAGGCGGCCAUGGACAUCGCCGCCUUCCUCUUCGGGCUCCCCGUGUGCGCGCUCCUCGCCAAGAGGAUCGUCCCGGGCCUCAAGGCCAUCUCCGACGACAUCGUCAUCCCGGCCGCCACCUCCGUCGCCGUCGUCUGCCUCGCCAAGUCCAACAAGCUCUGACCGGCAGACACAAGGAAACUGCAGCAAUAUAUACCGGAAUGAAGCAACGGGGUGGUACAUUUACCGAAAUAAAUGUCAUUUGUUGUAAAUAAAAACUGUAAAAACAGUAAACGGUGUCAAAAACUCAAAAGUCAAGACCGAACCGUUGGAAGGGGGAUGGGUUACCGUAUAGCUUGAUGAAAUGGGAUUGUUUGAAGUUUACCAUUU
Molecule: messenger RNA, 787 nt
Organism: Panicum hallii
Lineage: Eukaryota; Viridiplantae; Streptophyta; Magnoliopsida; Poales; Poaceae
Exons: 4
Coding region: 50-580 (176 amino acids)
Source: RefSeq, a predicted model, not a curated record